AUGCUGAUAAUGCUGUUUGUCCUGUUUCCCCGACAGGAAAAAGAUGACUUCGAGCCGCAGGCAUCAUCUAAAGAGGCCUACAUGUCUCAGAACUGCCCAGGCCCCGAUCUGGCCGGAGACCAGGCGACCCUCAUGGAAACCUGCAAAAAGUUAGCCGCUCUCGUUGACAAAGUGGAUGAAGACAGAUAUGACCUGGAGUCUAAAGUAGGCAAGGCUGAUAAAGAGAUCGACGACCUGAAGAUCAAAGUGGUGGACCUGGCCGGCGUGAAGAAACCGGCCCUGAAGAAGGUGCGCAUGUCCGCCGACGCCAUGCUGAAAGCUCUGCUGGGCUCCAAACACACCGUCAACAUGGACCUGAGGGCCAACCUGAAGCAGGUCAAGAAGGAGGUCAAGGAGGAGCCCGCAGAAGCAGUGGGCGACUGGCGUAAGAACAUUGAGGACAAGGCUGACAGGAAGAAGAUGGGAAAGAAGAUGACAUCCAGUCGCAGGCAUCAUCUAAAGGAACUCUGCAAAAAGCUGCAACACGCUAUCGAUGUGGUGGAUGAAGAGCGCUACGACACAGAGGCCAAACAAGUAAAGACGCAAAAGGAGAUUGAUGACCUGAAGAUGAAGGUGGUGGAGCUGGCCGGAGUUAAGAAGCCGGCCCUCAAAAAGGUUCGCAUGUCUGCGGACGACAUGCUGAAAGCUCUGCUGGGCUCCAAACACACCGUCAACAUGGACCUGAGGGCCAACCUGAAGCAGGUCAAGAAGGAGGUCAAAGAAGAGGCUGGGGAAGCAAUCGGUGACUGGAGGAAGAAUAUCGAAGACAAAGCUGACAGGAAGAAGAUAAAGAAAAUGACAUCCAGCCGCCGGCAUCAUCUGAAGAGCUUGAUGCUGCAGAUUGCCGCUACCUGGCUGGAGCAGGAGAAGAAGGACGUUGCGGCGGCCAAAGAGGCCUACAUGGCCGAGAACUGCCCCGCCCCCGACCUCAGCGGGGACCAGGCCGCCCUCAUGAGCACAGAAGCAGUGGGCGACUGGCGUAAGAACAUCGAGGAUAAGGCGGACAGGAAGAAGAUUGGCUCCUUUUUCUUCCAUCAAGCGUGUCUUGUCCUCCUUCCUCCUCCUCUCAAUAGGAAGAAGAUGACAUCCAGCCGUAGGCAUCACCUGAAGAGUCUGAUCCUCCAGAUUGCUCAGAACUGGAUCGAGCAGGAGAAAAAGGACAUCCAGGCUGCCAAGGAGGCCUACAUGGCCGAGCACUGUCCCGCCCCGGACAUGGGAGGAGACCAGGCUGCUCUGAUGGAGUUCUGUAAGAAGCUCCACGCUACCCUCGACAGGAUUGAUGAUGAGAGGUAUGACGCCGAGUCCAAAGUUCAGAAGGCAGACAAAGAGAUUGAAGACCUGAAGAUCAAAGUGGUGGACCUGAUUGGCGUGAAGAAGCCCGCCCUGAAGAAGGUGCGCAUGUCUGCAGACUCCAUGUUGGCCGCCCUGCUGGGAUCCAAACACAAGGUGACCAUGGACCUGAGGUCCAACCUGAAGCAGAACGUAGAAGCAGGCGACUGGCGUAAGAACAUCGAGGACAAAGCCGACAGGAAGAAGAUGUUCGAGACCUCCUAAGUCUGCUUCUGUCCGUUUUUGUCUGUUUGUCUUUUUGUGUGCUGGUGGAAGACAAUAGCUGCCGGACGUCCAACCGGACUCAGGGUUCGGUUUUGCAUGUCUGAGAGGAGUCACUCUGAAGGAGAUGUUAUUUGUCGGAGGGUUUUUUUUUCUUUUCUUUGCACUUGGAAGAGGAGGAGCGUGGAGUUUCUGUAAGUUCGCACAAUUAUCGGGUCUUCAACUUCGCACUGUCGAGGACACUCACAUGGAAUGAAACAUGUUCAAUAAACGCAAUAAAGUCUUGUUGGAAAAAAGUAAA
Menidia menidia (Atlantic silverside) is the source of this 1891-nucleotide messenger RNA. The record is from the annotation of a GenBank genome assembly. NCBI's taxonomy places the organism in Eukaryota, Metazoa, Chordata, Actinopteri, Atheriniformes, Atherinopsidae.